UAAACAACUUUCUCGAGAAACAAACCACUCAAAAAAAAAAAAAACCCGAAUCUCCCCCUCUCUUUCUCUCUCUAGAAAAAAAACUCUACAUUGUAUCUAUCGCCGUUACAAAUUUGUCUCUCACUUUCUCUCUCCUCCUUCGAAUUCCUCACUGCAUUUCUUCGAUCUCACCGCCUAAUUCCUCCUACAAAAUAGCAAUUUCUCAGACCUCUCUCUCGGCUCAGACUCUUCCCCAAAUCUGAGCUUUUAUUGCUUCGAUUGUGAUCGGGAAUUGUUCGACAAUGGCAUCUUUCUCUGUUCCUUGCCCUAAAUCUUCUGCCCUAUUCACUGCUUCUUCUUCUUCUUCGCAGCAGCAACCAAACCCAAAGCAAACCCAACACUGUUUGGUUUCGUUCCCAUCGAGCUCGUCGGCGUUGUUAGCUGGAUCGUCCCUCAGACUCCAGGGGACUAGGGACAAUCAAUCUAAUGUUUCCAAGGUGUUUGCCCAGCUUAAUGAGGUUGCCCUCAAAUCUUCAAAUUGUGCACCAGUUCCAUCUACAAAGCCCGUGGAACCUGCAAAAGAAUCUCCUGCUCAAAAUACUGUUCCAGAUGCAUCAUCCAUCUCAGCAUUUAUGACCCAAGUGGCAGACCUUGUUGAGCUUGUAGAUUCAAGAGACAUCAUGGAGCUACACCUUAAGCAACUGGAUUGUGAAGUCAUUAUAAGAAAAAAGGAAGCUUUGCAACAACCUCCUGUAGUUAUGAUGCAGCCUGCUUCUCCCCAAACUAUGGCGCCAUAUCAACCACCUCCAGCGCAGGUCAAUGCUCCUGCUGGUCCUGUUCCUUCAGCUCCAGCUUCAGCACCAGCACUACCUAGCCCUGCAAAGCCAAAAUCAUCCCAUCCUCCUUUGAAAUGCCCAAUGGCUGGAACUUUUUAUCGUUCUCCAGCACCAGGAACUCCCCCUUUUAUCAAGGUAGGAGAUAAGAUCCAGAAAGGCCAGGUAGUUUGCAUCAUUGAGGCCAUGAAACUGAUGAAUGAGAUCGAAGCUGAUCAAUCAGGAACUGUGGUUGAGAUAAUUGCAGAAGAUGGUAAACCAGUUAGUGUGGACACACCCUUAUUUGUCAUUGAGCCUUGAAGAAUUAAGCUACUUCUUCAGUUAUUGGAUCAUGUAUGAGAAAGCAUAUGAUGAGCUUGAGCUGAGUUCAUUUGUGUUCUUAGAUUGUAAUGUCUUCAAAGCUUAGUUCAUUUGUGUUCUUAGAUUUGUAAUGUCUCACCUUUGUUACUUGGAUUCAUAAAUUUUGAAACAAUAGAAUUAUUUACAUAGUGCUUUCUCUCUCUCAUAGAGGAAGGUAUUUCAUUUUCUGUAUGAUUAUAAGAGAAUAAUCAUUCUGUACUGAAGCAAAUGAAUGACUAUUUCAUUAUAUUAUAUUUCAUUUUA
Camellia sinensis is the source of this 1415-nucleotide messenger RNA. RefSeq names its product biotin carboxyl carrier protein of acetyl-CoA carboxylase, chloroplastic. Gene Ontology annotation, molecular function: acetyl-CoA carboxylase activity. Lineage: Eukaryota; Viridiplantae; Streptophyta; Magnoliopsida; Ericales; Theaceae. The record is from RefSeq and is a predicted model, not a curated record. Gene Ontology annotation, cellular component: acetyl-CoA carboxylase complex. Gene Ontology annotation, biological process: fatty acid biosynthetic process.